Molecule: messenger RNA, 1347 nt
Organism: Fusarium keratoplasticum
Lineage: Eukaryota; Fungi; Ascomycota; Sordariomycetes; Hypocreales; Nectriaceae
Product: Guanine deaminase
Exons: 1
Coding region: 1-1347 (448 amino acids)
Biological process (GO): guanine catabolic process
Cellular component (GO): cytosol
Molecular function (GO): zinc ion binding; guanine deaminase activity
Source: RefSeq, a predicted model, not a curated record
AUGGCAACCUCCGAGAACGCAUCAUCAGCCUUUUACGGCACCGUCAUUCACUCAACAUCCCCCACCACAAUCACAAUCCUCCAAAACACCCUCCUCACUAUCUCAUCAGGCCGCAUCGUCUCCCUCCAGCCAGACACAUCCCCCGAUAAGCUCCCCUCUCUCGAAAUCCCCAUCACAAAGCUCGCACCUCAUCAAUUUCUCAUCCCCGGUUUUGUCGAUACGCAUAACCAUGCUCCGCAAUGGAUGCAGCGCGGCCUCGGACAGGGCAUGCACAUUCUUGACUGGCUUGAGGGCGUGACGUUUCCUAAUGAAGCGCGCUUUCGGGAUGUUGAGUAUGCGAGGCGUGUUUAUGCUUCUUUGGUUGAUGGCAUGCUUAGGCAGGGUGUUACUACUGCGAGUUAUUAUGGCUCGCUGCAUGGAGAUGCUACGUGUGUCCUAGCUGAUACGUGUCUUGCAAAGGGUCAGAGGGCGUUUGUGGGCAAGUGCAACAUGGACAGGAACUCGCCUGAUUUCUACCGCGAUGCUAGCACGGAAGAGUCUUUGGCUGAGACGAAGCGGUGUAUCCAGCACGUCCGGUCUAUCGAUCCUGACGGCCAUCUUGUCAGAUACGUCAUCACGCCUCGCUUCGCUAUAUCGUGUGAGCCAGAUCUCCUAGAGGGUCUUGGAGUUAUCGCAUCGGAGAAUACGGAUCUGCCGAUACAGACGCAUUUCAACGAGGCGCAGCAGGAGAUCGAUGCCACGCUCUCCCUGUUCCCGCAGUUUGACAACGAGGUUGACUUGUAUGCGCACUAUAACCUGCUGAAUCAAAGGUCCGUCCUUGCGCACUGCACCAUCAUGACGUCUGGAGAGACGGACAAGUUGGAGGCUCAUGGAUGUGGUGUGGCGCACUGUCCGACGGCCAACAUGACGGUUGGAGGAGGCUUCAUGGCUGCUCCUGUACGGGACUUUAUGAGGCGAGGCAUCAAGGUCGGGUUGGGCACUGAUUCCGGCGGUGGAUUCUCGUCGUCGAUUCUUGACUCUAUGCGUCACGCGCUGAUUGCAUCAUUCUCAAAAGAAGCAGAAACAAAAGGUGCAGAUAAAGGGCUGAGCCUAGACGAGGUGUUUUACCUUGGCACGAUGGGAGGUGCGAGGGUCAUGGGCGUGGGGGAUGAGAUUGGAAACUUUGAGGUUGGGAAGCAGUUUGAUGCUGUCGUCGUGGACAUGGAUUCUUCGAGGCGAGGUGUGAAUGCCCCUGUUGAGGAGGAUGAUUCGACGAGGAGGGUGUUUGACAAGUUUCUCAUGACGGGGGAUGAUAGGAACAUUGUCGAGGUGUAUGUAAGGGGUCGAAAGGUGUAUUCCAUCGAGUAA